GGGAUUUUAUGUACAAACUCCUUUCCCCAUCGUCGUCAUUUAAUGCCAAACUUUGCAUCGAUUCGGUUCGGGUUGUGUGUGCUUAUCGGAAGCGCUUUGGAUAAAGGUGAUUUUUUCCUGCAAACGUGAUAUUCUACUUCCGGAACGAAAUUUGCCAGUGAGCGCCACCAGUUAUACGGAAGUGGAAAAAAUUAGCGAAGAACUGACCGCGAGAGUGGCAGGCAAAACGCCUUGUCACGGAUGAUGAAUUUACUUUUCUUCCAAUUAUGAACUCUUUUGAUAGAAAAGGUAAAUAUCGAUUGCCUCUAUUAGAACGUGCCGCGCGACCCACUAGCUGCUAAAGGUGAAAAUCGUUCGGUCCUGGGUCUUUCUUGCAUUAUUAAAUUUGAUUUCGGCAGAAGUGACCAACAUUCUGAACAUCCGUUGCAAAAAAAAAGUUAAAGUGCGAAGUGAGAAAAAGUGAUAAUUUCCUCUAACGGGACCGAUUUUAUCGCACCUAAUUUUUUUCGCCACUAGGAGAGAGCACAUAUAUGACCAGUUUCGGAGCUUGCAUCAUGCUUUUCGAGGACCUCACAUAGGCACACCGAUCCACGUAAAAAUGCAUGCAUUCCGAGUGCGCCCCGGGGUACUGGUGUCCCCAUAGAUCGUCACCUAUCGACCGACUAGCAGAUAUCCGUGCAGCCGCGUAACCAAUGCUCUAGCGAGAUUCUGUCAUUUUUUGAAUGCAGUAGUUUCAAGCGAAAUCAAUAGUGAGAUUUUCGUGAGUACGUAAACGUAGGCCAAGGUACUCCUAAUCUAGUCAUUUGCUGUCGUGGGCCAGGUCUUGUGAUAGUAAAUAAUUUUAUGCUGCAAAGAAAGCUGCUGUUUUGCCGCCCUUCGUUUACCCUGAUAGCAGCCCGUUAUCGGGGGUGUACAUGUGUGCACACAGUAGCCCCCUUAGUGUGCGUAGCUGGAAACUGUCAAGCUCGUUUUUUUUAUCUCACGGGUGUAUUCUAAGCUCAGCUGUUGGAGUGAAGCAAUCUUGCGAGUGACCCACCGCACCGAUAAAGGUAGAAGCGGGCUGGCGCGCGUUCGAGUAUAUUUUACAUCAAAAAAAGCAAAAAAACGAAGCAAAAUAAACGGUCUGAAGCAUUGGUGAUACCGGCUGUGUUCUACCCGCGAGAAAUAGCAGCAAGUAGUGUGUGAUUAUUAGAAUUUCUAGAGUGUGUUUCGUUAAGAUCUCCAGCACUGGCGUUGCUGUAAUCGCAACCUAGAAAAGUAUUAUUCUGUGAGCUCAUGUUUAGAUUGUCUGCAUAAUACCGCGGAAAUCGAUCACAUUAUUGAAAUCAUCAACAUGCCGGUGAAUGCCAUCGGAACCGAUCAGCUGAGUGGCAUUGAGGAAGAAUCGGAUAUCUACGAAGCAUUCGCUCCACAUGUGGACACCGCAAACAUCUCGGUAUUGACCGAUACUCCCCCAGGGAAAAAGCCAAAUCUUAAGACAUUUCAAGAUGUGCAAUCACUCAUACAGCAAGGUAAGAAACGUGAAACCAAACUAGUGCUAAGGGAAAAUUCGUGGCCCACCAACUCGCCGACCCGGUCGCAGCUAUGGCCAGCGCUCUGCAGCCAGCACCAUGUUGGCAAGACCAUGCUGGACGGAUUCUACUGGGACAUGGUGAAUCAAGUCUUCGGAACGACGGAACUGCCGGAGAAACCGAUUAUGCUGCCACCCUUCGUCGACUCAACCCACUGCCUGCCCUACCACUUGACACGAAAGGGCCGUGCAGUGGCGGAUCGAGUGGUCAGCGUACUUGGCUAUGCUUGUCCGGAUAUCACCUACAGUCCCACGCUGUAUCCUAUUACGGCGAUCCUGUUACAUUUUAUGUCCGAGGAAGAAUGCUACCACUGCAUGGCGAGCCUGGUGGCACCCAAAGAUAAAGUGUUUAUCACACAGACGAAGCUACUGUACGAAGUCACCUGGAAGACUGUGAUGCAAAUUGCCAAAAAACAUGCGAAAUCCGCAGUACUGUAUUUAACGAGAUUAUGCCCAGGCCAGAAGUCGGAACGAAUUUUCAUGGACUGGUGCUGGUGGGUGCUGGGCGGGCUUCCCUUCCCGCACCUGGUACGGGUGAUGGACUGUUUCUUUCACGAGGGCAUCAAGGUGUUCUAUCGUGUUUCGCUGGCGAUACUGAUACUGUUUCACAAGCACUCGUCCGCCACCAACUCCGAGUGGGACGCGGACACAAUCAAGAACGACAUCGACAACGCCCUGCCCAAGUUCUGCAAGAACAUCCCGGUCUCGCCGACCAAACUGCUGCGGACGGCUUUUAGUAUAAGAGCACUUAGUUCAACCUACAUAUCUAGGAUUUUUCUUAAGACUGAAAUGGUACUGAAGAGUAAGUCAGUUCUUAGUGGUUCGAAGCAGAUGGUAAGGUCGCGUUCUAGCGAUAAUUUACCUACGAGUCAAUCACAAGUCAACGUACAAAUGAUGUCACAUACGCUAACUAUCAGAGAGAAGGUGAAGAGUGAUCGACAGUCGUGUCGGGCAAUGGGUGCCCAUUCCCCCGACGUGCGAGUGUUGUCAAUGGGUGUUUUUCCGACUCAAGCAAUAAAGAGUAAAGUUUGUGAUCAGGACGACCUUUUCACACUUUGGUCCUGGCUGCCAGUUAGAAUAACAAUGUAUCAGCCUGUACUGCUGUACACAACGGAGGAGCAUGGCUGCUCGCUGACAACGUUCUAUGUACGAGUCGAACAGCAUGAGCCUACACUGCUGAUGAUCAAAACCUGUAAUAACGAGGUAUUCGGAGCCUACUGUUCGUCACGAUGGUUCGAGCGUAAUCUUAAGGACGACCGCGGCCAAAGGCAGGCAUAUUUCGGUACCGGCGAAACUUUCCUGUUUUCGCUUUAUCCCGAACGCGCAAAGUAUCCCUGGGUUGGCAUUGAGGGCGACAAAGGACUCGGUCAUGGCUCGGAGCUGUUUAUGGCCGCCGAUUCUAAAAUGAUCACGAUUGGUGGCGGUGAGGGACAAGCAAUCUGGAUGGACGAGAACAUCCGUUUCGGAAAAACGGACCGCUGCCAAACGUUCAACAAUCCGCCGCUGUGCGCCACCGGGGAUUUCGAGAUAAGAGUGCUCGAAGUGUACGGUUUUGUAGAGUGUGAAUAACAGUUCAGAUAUACAUAUAGAAGAGAAGAUUAUUACUAUCACAUAGGUGACUCUAGAAAUAAGAUGUUAAUUUUGUUUCGUUUUUUGAAAUGAGAUGCGAAGGCGAGUAAAACGGUAAACCAAAUCCAUCAAUAUAACAACGCUUGAAUAAAAAGCUAUUUUUUGUCGAUACUAAGAUAAACAAGAUACGUUUUCGUAAUAAUGGCUGCGCCUGUUCGGCUAGUAAGUGAUGGAACUUUUCAUCGAUGUAAAAAAUAACGUUUGUUUGUUCAAACUGUGUGUUAAAACGUGCGUGCGUGAAUGGGUUAACGAUGUAUGAGUGUGUGCUUGAGUAAAUUUUUGACCGGUAUUGAUGCAACGAACAUAUAUUUGUCAAGUCAUUAACAGAUGUUGUAACAUUUAAACUUACAAUGAAUGCCAUAUACUUCAGCGAAAUACCCUGCAGAUAUAUAAUACUUUCCGUUAUUGUUUACGCGGUUGUAACUGCAAAGCCUGUAGUCUAUUGAGUGUUACUUUUCCUGAUAUAAUUCGCUUUUCGCGUCAAAUGCAACUUUCUCUCUCAAACAAACACACAUUCCAAUACGGUAUCGAUUGAGGAUAGUAAACGAAUACAACGAAACUUGAUCGAUUAGCUUGUAAUGCGCUUAGGUACCGUUAGCUGGCAAGCAUGUUUCAAACUCUGUCUUCAGAAUUGAAAUUUCAAAUUUUAUUUCAUGAAUUUUAUAUACUUUUGAGAGACGAAACAAUUAUGCUUCGGCUGUUGGCGGCACAUUAGUUUGUAACUUUCAUGUGUUCAUAAAAAAAGAAACACAGAGGGUCUUAUUACAUAAGGCAAGUCGAGAGUCACUUUACUCGAUCGAGUAAUGUGGAUAUAACGGUAAACCAGAUGAAUCUUGGACAGCUCGACUGCUUGAAAGUUUUUGAUACAGUCAUGUUUCAUUUCCCUAAUACGAAAUUUCGACUUAUCUUAUGUAAUAGAGUCCAGAGAACGAAAAACCAUCCAAAUAAGGAAUGUGCGAGCCUAUUGAAGAUCUUUUUAUUUUAAAUCUAAUAAUUGCUGAUUUGAUGCAAUUAGCUUUGUUCAUUAUUUUGUGAACCUUUCGUAAGCGUCUUCGAUGCUAGAAAAUAAACCUUCCUCUCUUUCUCUAGCAAGGUAUCAACCGAUCAGAUAUGCCCCAUUGAAACGAAAUAAAGCACAGCAACUGUGUAGACUCGAAGGAAAUUAAAAGUAACAAAUUGUUUAGUAAAAAACAACAUAUAUUCAGCAGCUUGAUCAAAAUGUUACACUUAGAUUUACAAGAUACAGUAUAUACUAUUUGUAUUUAGCUAUUUAACAACCAGACAGAAAACAAUAACGCUGUAGGAAUGAAUUGGACCACACACGGGAGCCGUUGGUUGGCUGCUUAGCGACCCAACAGUAGCCUUAAGGUAGCGUUGCCGAAAAAUAGCAAGAGCAAUAAUUCCCUCGAAGCCUAUUUGAAUCCAAUUCGAAUCGGACCUACAAGAGGAAGCAAAACUGUUAGCAAAACGGAAGUGAUUCAAUGAAGUGGAAAUAGGAACAUUCACACGACACUGCGCACCGUCGCAGAACCGGAUACAUUUAUCGAACAUGCAUAGCUUUUAAUGAGUAUGCUUCGCGUUGGUCUCAGUAAAAAAUAUAACAUUAAUUUCCGUGUGUUCUAAAACAUCGAUGUUAACAACACGUAUAUAUCCAUUAUAUUGCAAACGGAAGACAUUAGCAACAGCAGAUAUCAAUAAUAAUCUAAACAGUUCGUCACACAGGCUGGGUUUUGCGAAGUUUUACCUUUAGGUGUUUUACUGCAUUCAGUCUUCGUUAUGCUCUGAAUAUAUAGAAAUCAUUAAUUCAUUGCGUGUCGUUGUACCGAGCUGUCACUAAGCUUGAGCUGUGUAGUACAGUAACCUUAGAGUACUUUUAGGUGGAAAGAUGACUAAUUCUUCCUGUCUCGGCAUAAAAGCAGAAAAUUAGCCGGCUAGAAUUUCGAUGUGUGCAUGUUAUGUAUUAUAUAGAAAGCAAAGAGCGCAGAACAAAGCGUCUCGCAAAUGACUACAGUUAGUGUUUCCAAACCGCUGCAAGGACAUUGGGUAUUUAUAAUGCAAUAGAAAUGCUUUAAUUACUGUAUGCUAUAUAGGAAUAGAGACAGUUGUUCAAAUUGUUGAUUUUAGGACGAACCGACAGUCAAAAUUAAAACCCGCGUUAUGUUGCGCGCAUUUUGCUAAGUUUACGGAAAUUGCCACAAAACGCAUACUAACGAAAUCGUACAUGUAAAAAAAUUGAGUUUAUGGGAACACCGAAAACUACAGAGGGAUUUUGCAUCUAUUGUCCUACUGUACAGGCGCAUAAUCUUUGUUAAUGUGAUUUUUUUAUACUAUUAUGGAUUAUUAGUUGUUACAAUGUUAGCUAUCUGCAUAGUGUUUGUACUAUCAUGAUUUAUUUAUAUCUAGUUUUACCGGCGUUUCAAGAUGGUCGAAAAAAGAGCAUUGAAAGCAGAUCAAAAUAAUAAAGUCGAAACUGAUUAUACCA
Molecule: messenger RNA, 5681 nt
Organism: Wyeomyia smithii (pitcher-plant mosquito)
Lineage: Eukaryota; Metazoa; Arthropoda; Insecta; Diptera; Culicidae
Gene: sky
Product: GTPase-activating protein skywalker
Exons: 13
Coding region: 1334-3139 (601 amino acids)
Source: RefSeq, a predicted model, not a curated record